UGUAUAUAAAUACAGCCUGACCUUCCAACAAAUCACUGCAAGAAAAGUCUCCUUUCCCUCUCUUUUCUGUUUUCUCCAAGGUUUGGAGUUCAAGUUUUUCUAAUUUUUUUGUCAGGAAAAUAUGUCUAAGGAUGCAGACUUAAAGAAGAUUGAACUUAAGGUGUCUGUCAUCUGCUGCGAUGGCUGCAAAAAGAAAGUUAAAAAGACUUUGCAGAGUGUUGAAGGUGUUUUAAAGACUGAAAUUGAUCCUUUACAACCAAAAGUUACAGUGUUGGGAAAUGUGGAUCCACAAAUUCUAAUAAAAAGACUCUUAAAAACUGGAAAACAAGCUGAAUUGUGGAGUCAAAAUGCUGGAAAAGAAAAGAAAGAAGCAGAAAUUACAGUUACAAAAGAGAAAGAAAAAUCAAAAUCUGAAUGCAAUCAACAAAAAUCCUCAGGUUCAUUAGAGAAGGCAACAGAUAAAAAAGAAGCAGCAAAAGAUAGGGGCGAAGUUAAAGAAUUAAAGAAGGAUCAGAAAGAGACAAUUAACAAUGUUAAUUCUUCAAACCCUGAAGUUAUUAUCAAGACGGAACAUCCUCAAGUCAGUGAAACAAAGAAUCAAACUUUGUUUAAGGAUUUGAGUAAUGCCAGUACUUGGAAUCAGAAUUCUUACAAGGUUGAGCCUUGUGCAGUUGCUAUACCUUAUUAUGCAUUACCUUCAUAUACAGUUACUCCUCUGCCUCCAACCUGUUAUGGACAGGAAUAUAUUUUCCAUCAAGAAAGGCCGGUUUUCCGACCGCAGUUUCAGACUCCGGCCGUCCAAGUUGGGGAUUAUUUUAGCGAUGAAAAUACAAUGGGAUGUCAUAUUAUGUGAAAAUUGCAGGAAAGGUAAUUCUUUUCUCAAGGGUAGGGUUGAGUAACCAGUGUUUUUGUAGUCUACUUAACAAUUAGGAUUAUGGACUAUUUCUAUUAGAACUUCUCUAAUAGUUUAUUCUUGGCAA
Molecule: messenger RNA, 980 nt
Organism: Jatropha curcas
Lineage: Eukaryota; Viridiplantae; Streptophyta; Magnoliopsida; Malpighiales; Euphorbiaceae
Molecular function (GO): metal ion binding
Source: RefSeq, a predicted model, not a curated record